AUGGGUCUCAUUCAAAUGCUAUUGUCAAGAAAGAUAGCAGAGGCAGAGAGAGACGACAGAAUCAUAGCAAUUCAUGCCGCCAUGGGAGGCGGCACUGAUCUCGACUAUUUCCAGAAGUGUUUUCCCGAUCGUUGCUUUGACGUCGGAAUCACAGAGCGACAUGCUGUUACCUUUGCUGCUGGCCUCGCCACCGAAGGCCGCAAGCCCUUUUGCGCCAUUUACUCUUCUUUUCUUCAAAGAGGCUAUGACCAGGUAGCUGACGAUGUAGAUCUUCAAAAGCUGCCGGUGAGGUUUGCGAUAGACACAAGUUUCAUGGCAUGUUUACCAAAUAUGGUGGUGAUGGCUCCUUCAAACGAGACGGAGCUAAUGAACAUUGUGGCCACGGCCGCCGCCAUCGACAAUAAAGGCACUCCAUUGGAGGUAAUAAAAACUCAAAUAAACCCCGAAAUUACAUACAGGUAG
Molecule: messenger RNA, 462 nt
Organism: Cucurbita maxima (winter squash)
Lineage: Eukaryota; Viridiplantae; Streptophyta; Magnoliopsida; Cucurbitales; Cucurbitaceae
Product: probable 1-deoxy-D-xylulose-5-phosphate synthase 2, chloroplastic
Exons: 2
Coding region: 1-462 (153 amino acids)
Biological process (GO): terpenoid biosynthetic process
Molecular function (GO): 1-deoxy-D-xylulose-5-phosphate synthase activity
Source: RefSeq, a predicted model, not a curated record